AUGAUCUGGUGGAAGAUGGCUGUGCAGUCUCCCCGGGGCGACCUGUCGUACUGCCGGAGGUUUCAUCAGACGUACAUUGGCUCCCAUGAGCCCCGGCACCUGCGAGAGGACUUCUGCGGCACUGCCCUCCUGGCCGCCACCUGGUGCCGCGGCGGCGUCUUUCGCUCAGCCGUAGGCCUCGACCUGGACCGGCCCACCCUGGACUGGGGCGCUCGGCACAACGGCGAGAUGCUGGGCGGGUCUGCGCAGCACCAGCUCGCACUGCUGGAGGGCAAUGUGCUGGACCCGGCAGACUCGGCGCUCCUGGUGCCCUUUCCCGAGGCCGGGCCGGAGGCCAGCGCCUCGCAGAGCAGCGCCUCUGACGAGACCCACCUCCUGCGCUACCUGCGCCACGUGGCAGCGGCCCUGGACCAGGCGCGUGGCGGCAUCUUCGUGGCCGACCUGUUGGGAGGGCCGGCCGCGGAGCGCGACCUGACGCUGCCCCGACACAACUCCACCACGGGUCUGGGGUACACCUGGGUGCAGAGCGGGUUUGAUCCCGUGACUCGGCGCAUGACGGGCACCAUCCGUCUGCGGGAGAUGGACGGGCGGGAGGCGCGGCGGUACAACUUCCACUACGACUGGCGCAUGUGGACGGUGCCGGACGUCCGCGAGCUCCUGCGCCAGGCGGGGUUCAGCACCACCUACGAUGCGUCUGCCGGGGACGGUGGGCGCACGUCUGAUACCUCGGGCAGCCAGGAGGCCUCGGGCAGCGACUCCGAGGAGUCAGAGGGCGAGGCUGACUUUCAGCCACAUGAGGAUCUAGACCCUGAGGCACGGCAGCGGCUGCAGCGCGGAUGGUCGGCCUACAUCGUGGCAGUCUUGGCGCCGCAGCCUGGCUGA
Messenger RNA from Auxenochlorella protothecoides, 882 nucleotides. RefSeq lists its product as hypothetical. The record is from RefSeq and is a predicted model, not a curated record. Bases 1 to 882 code for a protein of 293 amino acids. Lineage: Eukaryota; Viridiplantae; Chlorophyta; Trebouxiophyceae; Chlorellales; Chlorellaceae. The transcript is spliced from 6 exons.